AAUAUGCUUGAGAACCUGUUGAGAAUGACACUGAAACACUUCAGACGAACUUUAACUUCUCUGUUAACUUGGACUGACCUUGUGAUGAUGGAUAGCUUGCUUGGGGGAUUCAGUGAAACAAAGAAAGCCACUGAGGAAAUUCAGAAGAUUUGUGAUCAGGUGAAGCACCAAGUGGAGAGACACACAAACAAGACCUACAAGGUGUUCACAGCAGUUGAAUACAGGGAGCAGAUUGUGGCUGGAAGAAUUUUCCUCAUCAAGGUUCAUGCAGGAGAACAAAAUUACAUUUUUCUGAAUGUCUUCCGAAAGCUUCAAUGUGAUGGAGGAGGACUUGAGCUGCUUGGUGUGCAGGAGAAUCAUCACAAACCCGACCCACUCGUCCCUUUCUAACAUGAUCACGGAGCCUGUUUCAGCUGCUCAGUGCACGUCUUUGUCCUGAUCGUAUUCAGUAAUUCCUCGAUGUUAUGGCGAGUGUUUCAUUUCCAGUGAAUAAAGGAACAAUAAAGAAAGGAACAGAAAA
This is a messenger RNA of Scatophagus argus, 520 nucleotides long. Its product is annotated as cystatin-B-like. Gene Ontology annotation, molecular function: cysteine-type endopeptidase inhibitor activity. Bases 4 to 390 code for a protein of 128 amino acids. Gene Ontology annotation, cellular component: cytosol. The record is from RefSeq and is a predicted model, not a curated record. The transcript is spliced from 3 exons. Lineage: Eukaryota; Metazoa; Chordata; Actinopteri; Scatophagidae.